GAAAGUUCAACAGUUCGCACCCACUCUCCAUUCUCUCGCUGAAAACUGCAAGCACGAACCGAGUACCGGUUAUGGAUACGCGCAUAUUUCAUUGCUCUAAUCUGAAAGCACGCACUAGGCCUAGACAUAUGCGCUGCGGGCAAGUGCUCCCUGUGCUGCCCUGUUCCGAGUCACCAAGCACAAACCAGACACCAAUUGGCCGCCCCCUUUCAGCAAGCUGCCGUCCAGCCGAGCACAAGAUCCAAUGCUUGUCUCCACUGCGUCCAGCAAAAGCUGGCCGUCAUGUAAGGCCGGUAUAAUCGGCCAAGUGCACAAGCUGAAGCAAGGUGACAAGGAAGAAACAAGAGCGCCUCCUGGGCCGCUGUUAGAUGACAACGGCGCCACAAAUACAGGGAUCCCAAUGAAAAUAAACCACUUCGGACAUGCAGCUUCUGGGGGAGGGGGGACCAAGCUUCUGCGCUUCUUGGAAAGAAACCACGCCGCCGCCGCCGUCAGUGACUGCGGCUCACUGCUUCUUGUCUCUUUUGGCUUGUUUCCCCCCUCUUCGCCUCUCGUCUAUUUGGUGCUACUUUCCUUCUUUUUCAUAUUGUGUCGCUCCUCUUGUCCUUCCUCCUGUCUACGCUACCUCGUGGCCGUUCGCUACCUAUUAUUCGCUUGCUCGGUGUCUAGAAUCCAUCCACUUCUAGAGAAUGAGCUAAUUAGGAUAGCCGGCCUUAUUAGUAUUUGGCUUUUAAUUUGUGGAGGGGCCUGGCCAUUCACAUGUCUGGUUCAGUGCGGUGCCUUCAGUCUGCGCUUUCCUCUCUUAGCCUCAGGGCCUGGUUAUUUCACGGUACCGCAAGUACACGCGCCCAUCUUGGCUUCGUGAAUCGCUACACAGAACACCCGAGCUGCUGUUUCACCUGCACUGUCUGCCCAGGUGCCCAUCUCCCCAGCUCCUCUUCUCAGACCAGCACCCUGACUACCAGGUACUUGAGUCGCCUCCACCUACCAGAGCUUAGGCGGCAGGCCGAGAGGCUCCCAGAUCCUACCCACUCCCAUCUUCGUGCUCACGCAACUGCCCUGC
Lasiosphaeria miniovina is the source of this 1063-nucleotide messenger RNA. RefSeq lists its product as uncharacterized. The record is from RefSeq and is a predicted model, not a curated record. Bases 245 to 865 code for a protein of 206 amino acids. The transcript is spliced from 2 exons. NCBI's taxonomy places the organism in Eukaryota, Fungi, Ascomycota, Sordariomycetes, Sordariales, Lasiosphaeriaceae.